CCCCCCCCCCGGAUGGACUACUUUCAACACGUCUUGCUAUCAUUUAUCAUUAGAGGAAGAAUCAUGGAUGGAUAGCAUGAAAAUGUGCGAGAUACACGGUGCAUACCUGGUUCAUGUAAACAGUGCCAGUGAGAAUACAUUUACAACCAAUCUAAUGGUAACUAAUGGAGCGGGUCAUGCAUGGAUGGGCGGUUCUGAUUGGACUGUAGAGGGAAUGUGGGUAUGGGAACCGGAAGGAGAGUUGAUUCAAUACUCAAAUUUUGCUGUCGAUGAUCAUGAACCCAACAACAAGAACGGUCAAAAUUGUCUGAAAAAGGGUAUUAGUCAGUAUUACCAUUGGAAUGACCAAGACUGUGACAGACUUUAUCCUUAUAUUUGCGAAACUACCAAUAAAGAUGAAAAUCCAGUAGUUGGCUAAACAUGUGUUUGUAAAUUGUAAAUAAAUCAGUCAGACGAUAGGAAUUCAUGUACAUGUGUUAUUUAUGUUAACGUUCAUGGAGCAGCAGGUUUGUGUCAUUCGAAUGGUAGGAAAAAUAAAUAUGUACACUUACAUGGUGUAC
Magallana angulata is the source of this 560-nucleotide messenger RNA. RefSeq names its product perlucin-like protein. The coding region runs from base 68 to 418 and encodes 116 amino acids. NCBI's taxonomy places the organism in Eukaryota, Metazoa, Mollusca, Bivalvia, Ostreida, Ostreidae. The record is from RefSeq and is a predicted model, not a curated record. The transcript is spliced from 4 exons.